Cydia fagiglandana is the source of this 1782-nucleotide messenger RNA. Its product is annotated as GDNF-inducible zinc finger protein 1-like. Gene Ontology annotation, cellular component: chromosome; nucleus. Lineage: Eukaryota; Metazoa; Arthropoda; Insecta; Lepidoptera; Tortricidae. Gene Ontology annotation, molecular function: chromatin insulator sequence binding; zinc ion binding. The record is from RefSeq and is a predicted model, not a curated record. Bases 46 to 1782 code for a protein of 578 amino acids. Gene Ontology annotation, biological process: regulation of transcription by RNA polymerase II. The transcript is spliced from 9 exons.
AUUUGUAUUUGUGAAAUUAUUCGGUUUUAAUAAUAUUUCAACGCGAUGAGUGUGAAGAAGGAAGUACAAGAGCUGUUGGUGUGCUGCAUAUGCCUAGCCACCGACACCACACUGUAUAAAAUACAAGAGUCUAAGUUGUUCAAAGUUUUUGUUGAUCUUAUGGGCACUGAGGAGUGUAGUUCAGCCGGGUACUCUGUGUGCUGUGUGUGCCGCGCACAGCUCGCGCGCGCGGCUGCGCUGCGGGCCCGCGCGCGCCGCUCACAUGCCUUGCUCGCCAGCGCUCUCCAGCGAACACAAUAUAUAACCUUAGACUACAUUCGGACCAUUGACCGCGUUGCUGAAAAGCUUUGCCUAAACUUAAAGAUCUCUCACAUCUACAUUUCCGAUUCUACCCUCCCAGAGGUCAAAGAGGAAAUCAAAGAGGAAACUGACUUCACUGAAAACAUAUUUGUCACCGAGCCUGUUUUAACUGAUUACGAAGAUUUCAGAGAAAAUACACCUGAAUUUGAAAAUGAUGAAACUGAAAAAAUUACAACUCUGGAAAAUAUUAAUAUAAGCAGUAACAAUGACAUUAGUGAUAAUAAAAUAGAAUCUAGAAUAAAUAAGCGUAAAUUAUCAGAUAAUAAAAGAAUAGUAAAAUCUACUAAAGGCAAAAGGAAACUACUAGAAUCUACCAAGAGAACUGAAAAAAUAGAAUCUACCAAAGAUUUAAAUCUACCGGAAUCUACUAUAGAAAAUCUACCAGAAAAGAAAAGAGUAAUAAAAAGGCGUAUGGCUGACAAUGGGUUUCUGCCCGAUUUCAAUUUUGAAGAGUUUGAAAGUAAAUAUAAUUGUAAAAUAGAUAUACUGUCUAAAGAGGAGCAGAUGAGAGAGAUAGAGGGUCGCAAGAUGUCGCCGAGCUAUACGCUGGCUGCGUUCGGGUGUGAGGUGUGUGGGAAGGGCUUUGCCUCGCAGCAGGUGUAUGACGGCCAUAUGAAAAAGCAUGAUCCUAGCGCGGGCGGGCACGCGUGCGGCGUGUGCGGCGUGCGGUUCGGCACGCGGUCGCGCGCUCACGUGCACGCCGACGCGCACCGCCUGCGCUUCACGUGCAACGCGUGCGGGUUCCUCACGCGUACCAGAUUUAUAGCAAAGAACCACUUCUUGUCCCACUCCGGCACGACCCACCAGUGCCCACACUGCGACGCUGUGUUCACCAAGUACACGUCAUACCUGACGCACGUGCGGCGCCGGCACCCCGCCAUGAAUGUUGCAUGCGACGAGUGCGGCGAGACGUUCGUCGGCCGCAACGGGCUGCGGCACCACAAGACCCGAGUGCACCGGCACGAGCAACUAAAACCUCGUGCCACCAAAGUUCCGUGCUCCGACUGCUCGCAGACGUUUAUCGACCAGGCGUCAUACGACACGCACUACCAACGCAUCCACCUCAACAUCCGCAUGAAGGAGCCGCCGCGCGCACGCGCUAAAAACGCACGUGCGUUCAUCUGUGAACUCUGCGGCGCUGAAUGCUCCUCCGUGUCGAGCCUGGCGGCGCACCAGCGCGUCCACGCCGGGGCACGCCCGCACCAGUGCCCCGCCGAGGGCUGCGCGCGCCGCUUCGCCACGCUGCACAACAUGCAGCGACACCACCGAGUUGUGCACCUCGGUCGCCGGCCGCAGGUGGCGUGCGGCGUGUGCGGCAAGCUGCUGGCGCAUGCGGCGUCUCUCAAACUGCACGUCAAUACCGUGCACUUGAAGCUACCCGCGCCGCGCCGGCGGGACAAGGACUCGCGACUACGUACAUAA